GGUACAAAUACUGCUUACACUAUUGAUAACAGCACUGCACUUGAGAAUGUUUAUAGGUUGAAUGUGGGUGGGAAUGAUAUCUCUCCCUCCCAUGAUACUGGUAUGUUUAGGUCAUGGUCUGAUGAUGUUCCCUUUCUCUUUGGCGCUGCAUUUGGAGUUACAGAGCCUGCUGAUUCAAAUGUGAAGUUUGAGUAUCCUCCGGGCACGCCAAGUUAUAUUGCCCCACUUGAUGUCUACACUACGGCCAGAUCAAUGGGCCCGAAUCCGCAGAUCAACACGAAUUACAACUUGACUUGGAUCUUCAACAUUGAUUCAGGGUUUUCCUAUCUAGUGAGACUUCAUUUUGCUGAGGUAUCAUCAAAUAUAACCAAGACUAAUCAAAGAGUAUUUGAUAUAUUCCUCAAUAAUCAAACAGCUUUUCCCCAGGCUGAUGUUAUUGCCUGGGCAAAAGAUUUUGACCUUUCACAUUCUAAUGGGGUGCCUGUGCAUAAAGAUUAUGUUGUCUUUAUUCCCGAAGCUAGAGAACCACGGCAGGACCUGUGGCUUGCAUUGCAUCCAGAUCCAACUGACAAGCCCAUGUAUUAUGAUGCUAUAUUGAACGGAGUGGAGAUAUUCAAAAUUAGUGAUAGUGCUGGAAAUCUGGCAGGGACAAAUCCUAUUCCUCCCCCUGUGCAAGAUAUAAUUGACCCGUCAACAGCUAGAGCACAUAAUCAUAGUAAAUCAAAGAAUCAUACAGGCAUAAUUGCAGGAGGUGUUGUUGGAGGUGUUGUUGUAGUACUUGUGAUUGGGCUAUUUGUUUUAGCUGCAUCUCGUCGCCGUAGGCAAGGAAAGGAUUCUGAUGCAAGUGAAGGGCCAUCUGGCUGGCUUCCACUUUCUCUUUAUGGUCCUUCACACUCUGCAGUUUCUGCCAAGACCAACACAACAGGAAGUUAUGCUUCCUCCCUCCCAUCAAACCUUUGUCGGCAUUUCUCAUUUGCUGAAAUCAAGUCUGCCACAAACAACUUUGAUGAGGCUUUGCUUCUUGGUGUAGGAGGAUUCGGUAAGGUUUACAAGGGAGAAAUUGAUGGUGGAACAACCAAAGUAGCAAUUAAACGUGGGAAUCCACUAUCUGAGCAGGGGGUGCAUGAGUUCCAAACUGAGAUUGAAAUGCUUUCUAAACUUCGUCACCGCCACCUUGUUUCUCUGAUUGGAUACUGUGAAGAAAACACUGAAAUGAUCCUUGUUUAUGAUUAUAUGGCCUAUGGAACACUCAGGGAGCAUUUGUACAAGACCCAGAAACCUCCACUUCCAUGGAAGCAAAGGCUUGAGAUAUGCAUUGGAGCUGCUCGGGGUUUACACUAUUUACACACUGGUGCUAAACACACAAUCAUCCACCGUGAUGUGAAG
Vigna radiata var. radiata (mung bean) is the source of this 1386-nucleotide messenger RNA. Its product is annotated as receptor-like protein kinase FERONIA. The annotation marks the transcript as partial. The transcript has a single exon. The record is from RefSeq and is a predicted model, not a curated record. Gene Ontology annotation, biological process: protein phosphorylation. NCBI's taxonomy places the organism in Eukaryota, Viridiplantae, Streptophyta, Magnoliopsida, Fabales, Fabaceae. Gene Ontology annotation, molecular function: ATP binding; protein tyrosine kinase activity.